GUUGUGUCUCUCACUCCCAACACCAUUUCCUAAACAGAUAAGACACUUUAAACGGCAGAGAAACUUCUAGAUUUCCGGCUAAUCCUUUGAGAAGAAGAACGAUAUCCACUAUCACUUCUGAACAUGAUUUCGGUUGUUAUCGUCACUGAGCUACUGCUCGAGUACGCGGCGGCCCUCGCGAAACUCACGGCUGGUAUUCUUCCUAGACGGCGAGGAGACAGAGACGUUAUAAGGAUUGGUGGUUUCUCUCUGCGUUGUCCUCCUAGACCGUCGCCUAUUCCAGAUUUCUCUUCUCAUCUCGUUGACUUCUGAUAUGUGCCACAAAGCAAGCUUUCGGAUCUCAGUGUUGUGCUUUCACCGGAGCUACUAGGAUACUGUGACGGCCGGGACUUUUCAUUUUCACUCUGAUUUUGUCUCUCUUUUUCUUUUGACUUUUUUUUUAGUCGAAUGAAACUUCAUCUGGAUUCUUGAUCAGAGCUUUGUAAAAUUGUAUCUAAUUAUAAAUAGAGAUUGUGAUUUUGAUGGACUCUUGAUCUUUCAGUGUUUCUUGAUUUUGACCUUUUCAUUCUUUUUAAAUAUUUCGGCUGUGUGAUGAGAAUCUCACUUUCGCUUUUUAGAUUGAACAUAUGAUGGAAAGCCUAUGUUUUGUUCUAGCUUCACUUUUCUGACAAGAUGCAUUUGUUUGCUUAGCUUCUAUGCAUUUGUUUGUUUGUAAACCAACGAAUAUACACUAAACACGAGUAUUAGCCAACUGGUUACUUCGAUGCUUGUAGCUAUGGUCUCAAAGUAAUCAAUUAAGUUAGUAACUUGUUAACUAUCAUUUCUA
Messenger RNA from Raphanus sativus (radish), 826 nucleotides. RefSeq lists its product as uncharacterized. The record is from RefSeq and is a predicted model, not a curated record. The coding region runs from base 124 to 312 and encodes 62 amino acids. NCBI's taxonomy places the organism in Eukaryota, Viridiplantae, Streptophyta, Magnoliopsida, Brassicales, Brassicaceae. The transcript has a single exon.